AUGAAAACGAUUGUUCUGGCGGCAUUCGUCGCGAUAACGUCAGCAUUUGAGAAAGAUUCGUAUGAAACGGAAAGUAAGGAGCCGGUUAUCAAUAAAUUUGAUUCGCCGAUCUCUUAUCCAGUUUUCGUUCGCGUUCCGGAACAUAUCGGAGUGCCGAUACCACAGCCUUAUCCAGUACAACUGGCAAUUCCUCAUCCAGUGCCAUUUGAAAUAGUUAAACACGUGGAAAUUGCUGUCGAAAAACCAGAACCUGUUGUCGUUGAAAAACAAGUUCCAUUCAUUGUAGAGAAACCAUAUGCUGUCACAAUUGAGAAACGUUUUCCCGUGACAAUACCAAAGCCUUAUCCGGUCCAUGUGCCUGUUCACAAGUACGUCUUUCACCAUCAGUUCAAAUCCAAAGGACGAGGCCAUUAA
Molecule: messenger RNA, 414 nt
Organism: Microplitis demolitor
Lineage: Eukaryota; Metazoa; Arthropoda; Insecta; Hymenoptera; Braconidae
Exons: 3
Coding region: 1-414 (137 amino acids)
Source: RefSeq, a predicted model, not a curated record